Serendipita indica DSM 11827 is the source of this 855-nucleotide messenger RNA. The record is from the annotation of a GenBank genome assembly. NCBI's taxonomy places the organism in Eukaryota, Fungi, Basidiomycota, Agaricomycetes, Sebacinales, Serendipitaceae.
AUGAGCUCCGGGAACUUUAAGACUGCGGCUCAGCUUACGGAUGUCUCCGGAUGGGUUGUAGUAGGAUCGGGAUGUGGGUCCGGAUUGGGUUUACAAAUGGCGAAAAGCCUCGCUGCAUCCGGAGCCAAAGUCUAUAUCGCGAGCAGACGUCGCGAACUCCUGGACAAGAUUGCAUCAGAGCACACAGGCCCAGGGGAGAUUAUACCGUUGACUUUGGACCACUCUGACAAGCAAAGUAUUCAAACUGCGGUUGAAGAAAUCUCAAAGCGAGAGAAGUAUAUUGACCUGUUUCUUGCAAACGCGGCAGUGACUCGAUCGCGACUGGUCACAACACAACCCAAGGACGUGAACCCAGCCGAAUACUCGAGGAUGUUGUUUGAACAGCCCAUGGAGGACUGGGACGAGCUCUUGCGGAUCAAUUUGAGCGCACUGUACUUCAGUUGUGUUGCAUUCAUGCCGCUGCUGGCAGCAAACCCGCAUAAGGAGAGGGCCUCGAUCAUCACAAUCGGUAGCAUAUCUGGAACAACGACAAUCAGCCAAGGUGGUCAAUAUGCGUACAACGUCUCGAAAGCAGGCGUUCAUUCACUCACCAAAAUGCUUGCAACCGAUUUCAAGCAUCCCUCUAUCGGCGUCCGAGUCAAUUCUAUCGCGCCUGGUUUCUUCCCUAGCGAGAUGACCGUCGUCGAAGGUGAUCCGGAGGCAUGGAACAAGCGAAAAGGCGUUAAAGAAAGGCUGGGAGAGCAAGACGACAUUGCGUCUGCAAUGUAUGCGCUGUGCACGAACAGAUAUAUGAAUGGAGUAGUUCUACAUGUCGAUGGAGGUUGGCUACUUGAUAAUCCGGGGUCAGCAAAUUAG